Drosophila navojoa is the source of this 2285-nucleotide messenger RNA. Its product is annotated as DC-STAMP domain-containing protein 2. Gene Ontology annotation, cellular component: membrane. NCBI's taxonomy places the organism in Eukaryota, Metazoa, Arthropoda, Insecta, Diptera, Drosophilidae. The record is from RefSeq and is a predicted model, not a curated record.
CACUUCUACAGCCUCAACUCUAAAGUCUAGCCAGCUCAAUAAAAAUGUCACAAUAUAGCUUGGAUUCAUCGUACCAGUCAUCAUCGGAGGAUGUACGUAUAGAAGCUGGAUCCAGCAGGAAAACAGAGCAGGAGCUCUCAAGCGAUAAGCAAGGGCACGACUACGCAAAGAGAUCCCAUUCAGGCUUUGCGCUUAGAUAUGGCAAUAUAUAUUCGCUUUAUAGGUCCUUUGAAAGGAACCAAACGGCCACAUAUUCAACAAAGAUGGAUUCCAAAGGCAAUCGUGAACCAGGUCCCAAAUACCGUUCACCCCCGCAAAGAAAUUUAAUGAUCUAUGCAAUAAUUGGCUAUAUAUCGGGCAUCAUCCUGAUCUUGCUCUGGUAUCUGUUCCACUAUCGCAAGGAGCGCGAUGAGCUGAACCUCAAGUGGUUUUGCAUUGUGCUGCUCGGCCUGCUGUUCCUGAUAAUCAUCUAUAACCGUGCGACCCAAUCGAUUGGCGUUUUAUGUUUGGUCUCCAUUUUUGGCUAUACGGGGCGCGAGCUAUUCAUUUCUCUGGCCUUGCUGCUCGCUGUUCUGGGUCCUGUGACGAAUAUCUUGGGCAAUAUUGAGAUAAUGGCGUAUAGUUUGUCGUGUGGCCAAACGCUGUUGAGGGCCGCCCUGACGCCCAUGCACGAGAUCAUGGGCUCCCCCGUCUACGUGAUCGAGCAGGCGGUCUACACCUGCCUGAGCCAGGUGCGAAAUCUGAUGGAUCGCCUGGACCGUGCACUGCGCAGCAUUGAGGAACUUAUUUUGCAGCUCUACUCGGGUUAUCGGAGCUGCGAUCAUUGGCUGAUGCACCAGCAAAGCUUCUUUGAGAACCAGAUGGGCUCGCCCUACGAUCGGUGCAUGGGCGCUGGCAUGAUCAGCGUGCAGGACUGCAAGGCGAAGUUCAAGGAGCAGCCGUCCGUCUGUGCCCUCGAGAAGCACAUCGAGUGGUUCUGCUCGAACCUGAAGGAUGUGCCCAGCUUCUUUGACGUGAGCCUGAAGGAGCAGCAACGGAUUGUCGAUCAGGUCUUUAGCCGGCCCAUGGACAUGUUCGGAAAGAUCCGCGCCAUGUUCGAGGUGAGCAUUACGUUCGACCAUAGCCCCAAGUCGGAUGAGACUAGCGGCGCCUCGGACAGCGAUAUCGGACAGAACAUCGACGCAGACUUCGAUCGGCAUAUAUUCCUCUUCGUCUACCUCUGGCUGGCGGCCAUGCUGAGCAUGCUGAUCGUGCUGCUGGUGCUGCACUCGAUCUACUUUCACAUCAACUACUUGGACAGCAAUCACUAUCGCAACUACUAUUUGACCAAGGACUUUUUCGACAUCAACAAGGAGAAGCCCAGCGGCUUGACGGAAAAUCUCCUGCCCCUACGACCCACCGAGCGGAAGACCUUUGUCAGGCUGGACUCGUGGCGCCUCUUGCCCUGCGAGACGCGUCAUGCCCACGUUUCCGUAGUGCUUCUGCUCAUUAUUAGCUUCCAGCUCUUCACCAUUUGCGUAUUCGACUAUGGCCUAUCCUGGAUGCUCGCUAAUUUGACCUACCACCUGCACCAGACAGCCGAGCUGGAGCCACCCGAGUAUACGAAAGUUGUGAUUAGGAGUGGUGGAUUCAUCGCUGACCUCUUGCGUGACUUUGUGCACGCCUUUGAGCCCUUGAGCAAGAACCUCAUUGUGGACAUUCAACAUUGCUUGCCAAUGCCCAGGCCACCAAAGUUUUUGCGCUACUGGGAGAUUAUGAUGCUGUGCCUGCUGGCCUGGCUUCUGAUCAUCGGCGAGCCAAUCAGUCAUCGCGUGGGCCACAAGAUCAUGUCCAUGUUCUACCCAGCCAAUGGGCGACGUCGUGCUGUAUUGCUGCACGAACGCCUGAGCUAUGGCAGAGUCGUCUUUAUGCGUAAGGUUAGGUGGCGGGCGCAGUUACUUAACUUUUACGUCCCGGAUAACUGCAAGUGUCUAACGCAAUUGAUAGCCAAGAUGAGCGGAACCUUGUACAGACUCACCAAGGGCUACCUCGGCUCCUAUGAGGGCAAGUACUGUCUUCUCUGCAAGUCAAGACUGAUCUACGGAGGUUUCGUCGUGUGCAAAACGCCCAACUGCAGGGGCAUCUUUUGUGAGUUGUGCUUCCUGGACUUGGAUUCCGAGUGUCUGGUGUGCUCUCUGCGUAUUCGUUUUGACCACAUCGUGAAUAUAAGCGAUGUUGAGGACUCAUCGGAUGCUGAAAGCGUGCAUAAGGCUUCGCGGCCUGAUCCUAAUUAUGUCAUUUACUAA